UGCGUCACAUGUUAGAACAACACGAAGUUCUUCGCGGUAUUUUCGGUACCGUAUACAGAAUAGCAAUUUCUUCAUUCAUAUUUGUACAAGUUUUGAUUGUUAUCGUUCAAGAGGAAAAAACUUUCCUGCCGCUGAAAAGUUGGACGCCUUUCGAUUUGAAUACAAACUCGGUUUAUUAUCCAACGGUGAUAUUUCAACUGAGUAUCGUUGGGAUACUGAUAUUGUGUGAUACAAGUCUGGAUUGUUUGUAUUAUAUUGUAGCGGACGUCGCUUGCUGCCAAUUGGAUAUUUUGAAAGAAAACUUGAGAGAAAUCGAUUCCAGGGGAGAUUUAAACGUCGAACAUGAAUUAAUAAUGUGUAUCAAGUAUCAUCAAGACAUAAUACGGUUUGUCCAUCAGAUCGAACAAGUUUUUUCCGUACCACUGUUUUUAGAAUUCUUUAAAAGCAUUGUUAAUAUUUGCUUUGUUGGUUUUGAACUAACUAUGGUUAACUUUUUUUCCUUACAUUUUUUGGUACGUUUGAUUUUCUUAAACGGAUCACUGAUGCAGAUAUUUUCUUUUUGUUGGUUCGGACACGCUCUAAUUUUAAAGAGUUCGGAAGUGGAAGAUGCAUGUUACGUGAUAGAAUGGAACGAGUGUAGUUUAUCGGAACAAAAAUUAAUUCUGAUGAUUAUGAUGCGGGCUCAGAAACCGUUAGCAGUUAGAGCAUUGUUCUUAACUUUAACGAUGUCGACAUUAACAUUGAUAUUAAAAACAUCAUAUUCUUAUUGUACAGUUUUGCGUACAAUGUACGAUUAAGAAAAUCACCAAAAUGUAACUGAUAAGGAAAAUAAAAACACAAUAUUGAAUGUUGUAAUGUUUAUUGUAAUUAAUAUAAUAUUCACUUGCUAAGAAA
Molecule: messenger RNA, 894 nt
Organism: Diorhabda sublineata
Lineage: Eukaryota; Metazoa; Arthropoda; Insecta; Coleoptera; Chrysomelidae
Product: odorant receptor 67c-like
Exons: 5
Coding region: 9-797 (262 amino acids)
Biological process (GO): sensory perception of smell; detection of chemical stimulus involved in sensory perception of smell
Cellular component (GO): plasma membrane
Molecular function (GO): olfactory receptor activity; odorant binding
Source: RefSeq, a predicted model, not a curated record